UCUCUUUCUAUCUUUCUCACAACCUCAUCAAAACCAACCAAAAGAAAAGAAAAAAAAGAUAGAGGAGAGAGCAAAUUCUCAGUCUCUUCUAAUGGCUGCCUAUGGAAGCUUUCACCGAAUAUUCGAGAACCCAAGACAAAACAACUCUCCAAGGUCACUUCUUGAUACUCUCUCCUCUACUUCACCUUGGAACCCAAGCAAAGGGCUCCACGUCACCACCACCGACCUAGACAACGAAACGCCGCCUCCGUUUACGGAGAUAUUCGGCGAGCUUCAUUUCAGGGAGACAUCCCAUUCUUCCUACGAGAAAACCUCAGCCGCCGAGACCAGCAGCCUACAGCUUUGUACUGAAGGUCUAGGGUCAGAGAGCUACUACGACUUGGAAGACGAGAAAGUCAACGUUAAUGACGAAGACGGUGUUGAAGUGAAAGUUAAAGAUGAUGGAAGCAGCAACGAUGAAUUAGAAGAGUGGGAACCAAGAAGAAAGGAACGGAGAGAGUAUCCUCCGGCGAUGAAUAGGAUGAGCUUCAAGACGUAUAGGAAAGAAGGAAGGCUUGUCUUGGAAGAAGUUAGGAUUCCAAGGAGAGAGUUUCUAAGAGCCAGCCGUAAAGAUGGUCGACUCAGGUUGAAGUUGGUUCAGCCUGAGGACGACGACCAUGACGACGAAGAGGAAGAAAAUGAGAAAGAUCAUAAGCAUGUCGACGAAGAGCAAUAAAUUUUGCAAUUUCACAUAAUAAUUUUAUACCUAAAUUAUUCCGCAAGAUCAAAAUGUAAAAGCUUCUUUAAAUUUAUGCGGUUUUCUAGUUAAAUCAUGCUUUUGUUGCUCAA
This is a messenger RNA of Capsella rubella, 828 nucleotides long. Its product is annotated as protein FANTASTIC FOUR 3. The transcript has a single exon. The record is from RefSeq and is a predicted model, not a curated record. Bases 92 to 715 code for a protein of 207 amino acids. Lineage: Eukaryota; Viridiplantae; Streptophyta; Magnoliopsida; Brassicales; Brassicaceae.